GUGUAUGUGACCUCAUAGCCAACCGCCAAAACAGCACGAAUACGUCAUGACCCCAUCACGCACGAACUUUCUAAUGAGCAACAGCACAGCAAUUUAAGGGAGUAGGACUAAGCCAACAACACCUUUUUGCCUUCAAUCGAUGUAAUUGAUAACUCGCCUCUCAGAAUUACCAGUUAAGACUUUCGCGGUAUUCCACUAGAACACAAUCUCGGAGAAUAAUCUCUCAACUCAAGCAUCUCAAAUCAGCACAUCAUGACCGAGAACAGCGGAAAGCAAUCUAAAGAACAAGGAGGUAGUGGUCUCAUCGGUAGCGUCGUCAGCGGCGUCGACAGCAUCCUGACAGGUGGCGACAAAGCCAAGGGUCAAGGCGGGCUUGUCGGCGGUCUUAACAGCGCCGUCGGUAAGACAACCGAAGGUGUCGGAAAUGCCUUAAACCAGACAACUGAAGGACUCGGGAAUACCGCCGGGUCCGCGACGGAGGGCGUUGGAAAUGUCGGCAAGGGAGUUACGGGCACGCUGGACAAUACCGUUAAAGGCGUCGCCGGCUCGGGGCAGGAGCAGCGGAAGUGAGGGGUUUACCCGGUUGAACGAUCGGAUGGAAGGUGCAACACGGAGGGGGCGAUCACCGUGAUUGCCAAGUUGGGUGAAUACAGGCACGGAUAUUACUUUGGAGAGGUUUCUAUGAUGGAUUUACGAUAGUGCUAUAGUGCUGCUAUUAGGAGGUAGGUAAGUACCUAUGAAAGUCGUGGUGGAGGAAUAUGUAUCUACCUAGGUACUUACCUACCCCUACGAUUGAUUACCAAUGUUGGGGUUUAUAUGUCAUUGAAUCAUUUGCAUCUCAAUAUCAGGAUGGAUAAGGUGAACGGGACAGUGAAUAUUUACGUAGGUACACGAUCUGAC
Molecule: messenger RNA, 900 nt
Organism: Annulohypoxylon maeteangense
Lineage: Eukaryota; Fungi; Ascomycota; Sordariomycetes; Xylariales; Hypoxylaceae
Exons: 1
Coding region: 253-570 (105 amino acids)
Source: RefSeq, a predicted model, not a curated record